AUGUCUUUCAUCGACUACUUCUCGCACCCCACCACAGCACUCAUCACAAAUAUAGCAUCUCUCCUCACACCCUCCUUUUUAGCCCUCAUCUCCAUUGUAACCAUCCUCUACACCCUCACCCUAUCCCCUCUUCCCUCCACUCCUGCGUUAUCAAUAGACUACCUCCUCCACCUCACAUCCUUCCUCUUCCCUCCCAUCCAAUUCAUCUGGUCCUGCGCCCUCGGCUCCCACCUCUCCUACCUCGCCAUAGCAAAAACCCCCUCUUACCUCCCCUUCACCCUCGCAACCUGGUAUACCCUCCUCUACUCCCUCUCUGCCAUAAACACCCGUCUCGGCAAUGGUAAAGCGAGAAAAUUGGUGUGGAGUCAGCAAAUUGCUGUCAUCACGGGAGGAGCAGGAGGUUUAGGGUGGUUGAUUGCAAAGAUCCUCGAGCUUAAAGGUGCGAGUGUGGCGGUUUGGGAUGUCAAGGCUUCUGAAGAGUUGGAGCGGGAAGAGGGAGGGGUCAAGUGGUAUAGAGUUGAUGUUACUGAUGUGCAAGAGGUGGAGAUGGCGUGGCAGAGGGUUAAAGAUGAUCUCGGCACUCCGACUAUUCUCAUCAACAAUGCUGGUAUUGUGAAUGGUCUGCCCUUGCUCUCGUUGACAGCGACUCAAUACACACGCUGCUUCGCCAUAAACACCCUCUCCCACUUCCACACAACUCGCACUUUUCUGCCUUCGAUGCUUUCGUCACCUCUGGGCGGCACAAUCGUCACUGUGUCCUCCGUGCUCGGACAUCUUGGAGCUUCCCAUCUCACCGACUACACGGCUUCAAAGGCAGCGUUGCAAGCUUUCCACACUUCCCUCGGCGCCGAAAUCUCCCAACUAUCCUCUUCGCCCCAACAUCCAGGUGCCAAGAACACGAGGAUGCUGCUGGUAAAACCAGGACAACUAAGUACAGCCAUGUUUUCAACCCUCAAGUCGCCAUCAGACUUCUUUGGCCCUGUUGUACAGGCUAAAGAUUUGGCGAAAGCGAUUGUGGAUGGCAUUGAGGAGGGUCGAGACGGUGUUGUUGCUAUGCCAGUUUAUGCUCAUUUGGUGGAGUGGUUGGGGGUUUUGCCGACGGGGUUGCAGAGGGCUGCUAGAUGGAUGAGUGGGGUUGAUGGGGCUAUGAAGACUUUUGGGUCCAAAAGAGAGUGA
Messenger RNA from Aureobasidium subglaciale EXF-2481, 1176 nucleotides. RefSeq lists its product as uncharacterized. The record is from RefSeq and is a predicted model, not a curated record. Gene Ontology annotation, molecular function: oxidoreductase activity, acting on the CH-OH group of donors, NAD or NADP as acceptor. Bases 1 to 1176 code for a protein of 391 amino acids. The transcript has 2 exons. Lineage: Eukaryota; Fungi; Ascomycota; Dothideomycetes; Dothideales; Saccotheciaceae.